This is a messenger RNA of Sinocyclocheilus rhinocerous, 3057 nucleotides long. RefSeq lists its product as uncharacterized. The record is from RefSeq and is a predicted model, not a curated record. The coding region runs from base 928 to 2487 and encodes 519 amino acids. Lineage: Eukaryota; Metazoa; Chordata; Actinopteri; Cypriniformes; Cyprinidae. The transcript has 14 exons.
UCCUAUUAAGCAACAACAUGAGAGUAAAUAAAUUUGGGCUGAACUAUUGUUUUAAAUUGACUAGUGAGAGUGUGAAAGGGAGUUUUUCUAAAAGUUCAAUGAGCCCAUAGUUGAAGAAACACUCAUAAACAUACAUACAGAUUUCAAACUUUUGUUCUUUAAAAUUAGUACUUUUUAAUAUAAAUCUUCUAUUGAGGGUCAUGAAAUGAAUGGAUGUGAUUUGUGGAGUUUUUCAGGGGUAUGACAGCAGAUGUGUGUGGGGGAGUGAGGGGUAAUUUUAACUAUGAGCAAGAGCUUUAGAGAGAGAGAGAGGCUGCGCCGUACGGGUGAGCGGCGGGAUCCGUAAGCAGGGCUUUUCUUUGCGUUCGGGGAUCUUGGCUCGAAGCCCAACUGGCGUUUUUGUAAUCAAGGCAUGAUCCGGGACUCCAUGCGCUUCUUCCCCGAGCCGCGUCGGCUGCCUGCCGUUUGGAAGGGUCCCAGAUUUCCCUGCUGACAUGAACAGAGCUGUGAGUGCCACUGUUUCUCAUUCUUCCACUAGCUUUUUCUCACUCCCACUCUUUUGUACACAUCUUUGCUCUUCUCCGGAUCCCGCUCGUUUCUUUUGCAGCAGUCUGGAUGAGGAUGGUAGCUGCAACUAAGCUUGCCGUCAGAUGUGCGUUCGUCUUACGCUCCCCAGAGGAACGAGGCCUGGGUUUGGGCACGAGAGCGUCCGUCAGCUGACAGUUAGAGCCGCUGUGUUGGGCUAUUUGACAUGUGAUCCGUACGGAUGAGAGGGAAGCGCAGGAAGCGGCCGCUGGAAUGUUCCCUGUCCUUUUGCAGCACUGAUGAUUCACGUUGACUCGUGUUGCGCUGGAUUUUCGUCUGUGUUUGUACCUCUGCGAGGUUUGUUUUGGUCCCCUGACAACCGAAGUGUCUAGUCCCACAGAAAUGAUGAUGAUGAUGAAGAAGGAACACAAGGACGCAGAGCUGGAUAAAAAGAUCGAGGCCUUACGGAAGAAAAAUGAAGCACUUAUGAAACGCUACCAGGAAGUGGAGGAGGAUAAGAAGCGGGCGGAGCAGGAAGGGAUGUCACUCCACAGCAGGAAGGGAAAGACUGAUGAUCUGACCAUCACCAUCAACAAGUCCUCCAACGAUCAGCGUGUGGUGACCAAGCGCUCGGGGCCCGGAGGACUGAGAGACGGAGAGCAGGAGAAGAAUCCGGGAUCGAGCGUCUUCAGCAUCGGGAGAGGAAAGAGACGGCAGCUGCUCGUCACAACAUCAGGAAACAUCAAGGGGACGAGGGUGUUCGGUGAAAGAAAGGACAGAAACCGGCCCGUGAGUCCAGCGAGGUUGAAGUCCUGUGCUGAGGAAGAACUGGAGUCCAGCAACACACGAGGAAAACAGCGACCUCAGUCUGCAAAGAGAGUCACGGAGGACGACUCAGAAAAACCAGAUCAAUGGAGUCAAUGUGAGGACUCGUAUGUCGUCCCGGUCACAGAGGCCGUCGCUGACCUGAACCUCGUCACAUCCAAAGAAGAGCAGCUGGAGUAUCUGCGGUGGAAGAAGGAGCGCGAGGAGAUCGACCGCGAGCGCGUGGCCCGACACAAGAACGCCAGAGGCCAGUGGAGGAGAGCCUGGGACAUGGAGAAAACCGAUCUGAUGUUCUCUGAAAAGGAACAUGGAGCAACAUCAAACAGAGGAGGUCGAAACACCAGAAGAGGAAAUAUGAGAGCAGAAGAAUCCAGAGUUCGACAGCAGGCGUCAGACAGGAAGAGGAAGUGUGUUCCAGUGGAGGGCAGUAAAGCGAAGGGUAAAGACCGUCUGACGGGUCGAGCGAGGAGGUGGGAUGCUAAAGAGCAGGAGGAGCAUUUGCAGGUGUAUCCAGAGAGCAGUUUGCAGGAGUUUUUAGAGGAACUCGACGCUCUUUGUGCUCCUGAGGUGGAGAACGUCAAUCCAGAGACUGGCAUUGAAAACACAAAGCCACGUGCAUCUGAAGACUCAUUCAAAACCACCGGAGUCAAGACCCCCGACGGGACGGCAGAGCAGAAUGGACGUGUUUCUACAGAAUCCGCUCUCAAGGCCACCGAGAAAAAGGUCCAGUUUUCUGAAAACCACGACAGGAAUGGCACAGAAAAAACUUCACAGGUCAAGAACGGCCCUCUAGAAAAAGACAGCCGAACACUGGAGCGAGACGACAGCGAAUGUAUCCCGGAGGAGACAAAACCAGCCUCUCCGGAUCGGGAAAACCACGUGGAGAAACUGAAUCCGCUCACUGAAGGAAGUGCAACUGAAGCCGGCGAAGCGUCGUGUCCCAAAGCCGGAGAUGUUCGUAUAUCAGCAGAACCGGACGAGAACCAACCUGUCGAACACAGCAAGAGCUGCUCAAACAGAGGGAACGAAGAACUGAAUGACUCGAGUCUGUCUGUCCUGAAUCUGGAGCCGGCCGAAUCUCUUCCCGACCGCAGCACCAGCGCUGAUAUGGCCAGAGAGAAUGGGAAAGUGGUUUAGAUGGGAAAUGAUAUCACUCACAUCUGGAGCGAAACGUCAUGCACUAAAACCAAAACAAACAGAAGAACGAACAUAUCUCUUGCUAAUGUUUCUGACUGAUUCGGGCCUGUCUGAGUCAUUGCUCACACGACUCUGUGUUCGGAGUAUUUCUGGGAGCGUUUGAGCGUCGUGUUGUUUAUUGGAUGCUGAACGCUGAAAACACUGGUUGUGAUUGUUCUGCUUAGUUUAUCUUCUCGUAGGUGAAAGAUUGUUAAUGCUUCAACGCACAGUUAACCUUCAUCUGAGCCACCAAACCCAAAGCUCCGAUGGUUUUUUGGUGGUUUGGUGGGAUUUCAGUCUGAAAGCACUACAAACGACUUGAAUGUGUAACUUCAUGAAGUUUAGUGGAACAAACCCAUAGACACGGUGUGCAUUUAGACUUAACCAGCACACUAACUGACUAACCUAGUCUAGUACUCUUCAUCAUAACUACAUCAUAAUAUGUCUGACAGAAGCCUUUAUCAUAUUCUUCAUAAGCACAUGUGUCGUGGGGUUUAGUGUGGAUAGUUCACAAGGAUGGUUCAAGUAUGU